This is a messenger RNA of Panicum hallii, 1909 nucleotides long. RefSeq lists its product as uncharacterized. The coding region runs from base 181 to 1473 and encodes 430 amino acids. The transcript has 2 exons. The record is from RefSeq and is a predicted model, not a curated record. NCBI's taxonomy places the organism in Eukaryota, Viridiplantae, Streptophyta, Magnoliopsida, Poales, Poaceae. Gene Ontology annotation, molecular function: protein binding.
CACUUCUCCCUUUCUUCACCCCGGCUCACCGCGCAGUCGCGCUCUGCCGCAGAGCGCCGUCCCCUCCCCCAAACGGGCAAACCCUAAACCCACCGAUCCCCCCUAAACCCACUGAUCCCCUCUGUUCGAUCUUCCCAUAAUCCCAGUCCGCCGGGCGCCGGCAGCCGAUUGGCCGCCGCCAUGGCCUCGCCGGCGCCGCCAAUCGCCGAACCCCAGGCGCUGGGGUUGCUCCCGACCCUCACCGAUGAGCUCCUCGAGGAGAUCUUCCUCCGCCUGCCCACCCCGGGCGACGUGGCCCGCGCCUCCGCCGCCUGCGCCUCCUUCCGGCGGAUCAUCACCGCCCGCUCCUUCCUCCGCCGCUUCCGCGCCAUCCACCCGCCGCCUCUCCUGGGCUUCGCCGCCUACGAGGGAUUUCACCCCGCGCAGCCGCCCCACCCCUCCGCGCCGCUCGCUGGCGCCUUCGCCGACGCCGCCGACUUCUCCUAUUCCUUCGUGCCCGCCGGGAGGUGGCCCACGCCCUGGCGUCCCCGCGACGUUUGCCAGGGCCGCGUCCUCCUCGAGUGCACCCCUGAUCGCGACCCCGGGUUUGAAUACUACGACAGCGUCUUGCUGAGGGAUCUCGACCUCGCGGUGUGUGAUCCCUUAUCCCGGCGAUACAGCCUGCUCCCUAGCAUACCCCAAACGCUAAUGGGUCAGCAGAAGAACCUCAUUGAUUUCGGUCUCUUCUUCGCUCCUACAGGCGAAGAUGAGGACGAGACAACAUUCAGAGUGGUAUGUGUGGCGUGUAAUAAAACUAUGGUGGUUGUGUUUGAAUUUACCUCCAUCACUGGACAAUGGCAUAUCCCUGCAUAUCUCAGCUGUAGUUCACUGGGCACUGUCAUGCCUGACAGCCGGUACAGCUCCUCCUGUCAUGAUCAUGAGCAGGGUUGCUUCUACUGGAUGGUGCCUUGGAGGAACAAGUUGCUUGUGCUUGAUGUGUUCAGUAUGGAGAUAUCCAUUGUCGACAACAAUCUGGCUAUCUACCAUUUGCAUGACAGCGGGAAGCCUCUCAUUGUACUGGGUAGAGAUAGAACCCCUGAGGUAUUUUUUCUUGUUGAUUUCUUUGGGAAUGGCCCAACUGACAUAAUUCGCAUCACAAAGCAAAAUGGCAGUGCAUCUUCAGCCUCAUGGCAGUUCGAAAAUAUGAUAUCAUUGCCAACCCAGUAUAACUAUUUCACCUUGGGCGCGGCUGAGGGAUUCUUAUUCCUUCGUGCCACUCUUCAAGAUCAGAACUCAGAGUAUUCGCUGGGUUACUCGUCGGAGGACUCUUCAGAAAAUUCAGCGCACUUCUCAGCAGAAGCUCCAGAUGUUGAAUAUUUGUCACUUGAUGUCAAGACUUCUGAACGUAAGAAGGUCUGUGUGAUGAAGCGGUACUUCCACACUGUUUUUUCAUACUUUGGCUACCCACCACCAUUGGCAAAACCAACUAUAUAAACUGGGAUUAAUGUGCUUGCUUUUGGGGCCUCAGUUUGAUCACGCAUCUGAUGUUUGCAAGGAGAAAUGGAGGAUGGUCAUGAUGGGGCGGCACUUCAUGAUGGACCUUAGUAAUUUAGUACUCGUCAAAAACUUGUUAUCUUGUACUCCCUCACUCCGUCCCAAAUUAUAGUUCGUUUUGGCAAAUCAAGAUAUAUAAUUUUUGCUAUAUGUAUAGACAUAAGUAUAUGUAUCUAGAUUUACCAAAUCGAUCUAUAAUUUGGAACGGAGGAACGGAGGGAGUAGUUUACUUAUGUCUGCAUGACUAUAUGCGAUAAUGCGAAGCAUGGCUUCUCGUCAAGUACAAUCGGUCCGAACACUAAACAUGUAUGCAUUGUGGUUCUGUUGACCUGUAAUGUUAUGAUACUCUUAGAUGGAAUUCUGUUUUGAGUUUGAA